Messenger RNA from Abrus precatorius (Indian licorice), 206 nucleotides. RefSeq lists its product as uncharacterized. The transcript has a single exon. The record is from RefSeq and is a predicted model, not a curated record. NCBI's taxonomy places the organism in Eukaryota, Viridiplantae, Streptophyta, Magnoliopsida, Fabales, Fabaceae. The coding region runs from base 56 to 193 and encodes 45 amino acids.
GCCAUCAAGCCUAACACUAGCAUUCGUUGCAUUGAAUUCACACAAAUAAAUCGCGAUGGCAAGAGAUCUCGGGCAUACGAUGAAGCCCUGGAUUGAGGUUGCACCCUCGCUUCUGGUUUACCCUUGGAAACCGUCCAAUACCCCCAAGCUCGAGACCAUAUUUGAAGAGAGAGAUGAAGAAUUGGAUCAGUAAUAUGAUGGUCUUG